Messenger RNA from Anas platyrhynchos (mallard), 5160 nucleotides. RefSeq names its product solute carrier family 45 member 3 (gene SLC45A3). Gene Ontology annotation, cellular component: membrane. Gene Ontology annotation, molecular function: sucrose:proton symporter activity. Gene Ontology annotation, biological process: transmembrane transport. NCBI's taxonomy places the organism in Eukaryota, Metazoa, Chordata, Aves, Anseriformes, Anatidae. The record is from RefSeq and is a predicted model, not a curated record.
CCAACCUGCACAUUUAAACGGCGGAGGAGGCACGGGGCUGAGCACCGGGGCCGGGCUGAGCCCCGGGCACCACCGACGAAGGGCUGCGGGGAUGCUCGGGGUCGUCCCGGGGGAGGAGGAGGAGGGGGGGACCGGGACCACCUCGUGCUCGCAGCCGGGAGCAGAGCGCCGGGUCCCGGCGGGUUUCUGCUCAGGACGGGGCGGCUGCGAGCUCCUCGAUCCCGCUGAUGCUCCCUGCGAUCCGGUGCUGCUUUUGCUAGGGGGAAAGGCGAGGAGAAGAGGAGAGCCUGCACGUCGAGGAGCUGAGGGAGAGCGGCUGCAGACAUCUGUUGUGAGCGAGUUCGUUUUAAAGGUAACUGAACUGGAAAGAAGUCGGGAAGCGGGAGGUGAAGGCGGACGGCCAGAAAUCCCGAGGGCUUGUGAGGACAGACCACAGCAUGUGAGCAGAAGGGGAAGCACAGAGAGGGAUCUCGGCCUGCCCACGCUUGGACUUGACAUUGCUGGGCCCACAUCUUGCAGCAGGAGGAAGAGGAGAAGGCGGUUUGCUCACUGACACUAAAAAUGGGAGGCGGCAUCCAUCCGGCAGACCAGGAUCGGAAGCUCCAGAGCUCACCCGUGGGACAUCUCUGGGAUCGCCGGAGCGCCGCAGCCCUCUGUCCGUGAGGCUGUGGGGCAGCAUGGCUCACAGAGCGGGGCUCAGCACGCUGCUGCACAGCCGCCGGGCCCAGCUCCUGCUGCUCAACUCCCUGACGUUCGGCCUCGAGGUCUGCCUGGCUGCCGGCAUCACCUACGUGCCCCCGCUGCUGCUGGAAGUGGGCGUCGAGGAGAAGUUCAUGACCAUGGUUUUGGGGAUAGGACCGGUCCUUGGCUUGGUUUUUGUCCCACUGAUCGGGUCUGCCAGCGACCACUGGCACAGCAGCUAUGGCCGGAGGCGGCCUUUCAUCUGGAUGCUGUGCCUGGGAGUCCUGCUGAGCCUCUUCGUGAUCCCGCACGCCAGCAGCCUGGCCAGCCUGUUCGCCCUCAACACUCGCCCGUUGGAGAUCGCCUUCCUCAUCCUGGGCAUCGGGUUGCUGGAUUUCUGCGGCCAGGUCUGCUUCACCCCGCUCGAGGCCCUGCUCUCGGACCUCUUCCAGGAGCCUGACAACUGCCGCCAGGCCUUCUCCAUGUACGCCUUCAUGAUCAGCCUGGGAGGCUGCAUUGGCUACCUGCUGCCAGCCAUCGACUGGGGGGGCAGCUUUCUGGCCCCGUACCUGGGAGGGCAGGAGACGUGCCUCUUCAGCCUCCUGGCUGUCAUUUUCCUCGGCUGUGUGCUGGCCACGCUCUUUGUGACCGAAGAGGCAGCCACCCAGGCAGAUGCCCUGGAUGGCGCAGCGCUGAAGGAUGCUCUCCCAAAGCCCUCCCCUCCUGCCUGCUGCUCUUGCCAGCUCUCCAAGAGCCUCCUGCAGGCCAGGCACAUGGUGCAGGCCCUCAGAAACCUCUGCACGCUGCUGCCGCGGCUUCACAACCUCUACUGCCGCAUCCCCAGGGUCAUCCGGCGCCUGUUCGUGGCCGAGCUCUGCAGCUGGAUGGCACUCAUGACUUUCAUGCUGUUCUACACGGAUUUUGUUGGGGAAGGGCUGUACCACGGUGUCCCCAGAGCCAAGCCAGGCACAGACGCCAGACGCCACUACGAUGAAGGUGUCCGGAUGGGUAGCUUGGGCCUCUUCCUGCAGUGCGUCACGUCCAUCUUCUUCUCGACAAUCAUGGACCGGAUGGUGAAGCGCUUUGGGACGCGGGCGGUCUACCUGGCCAGCGUGGUGUUCUUCCCCGCCGCUGCCUUCGUCAUGUGCCUUUCCCGCAGCGUCAUCGUUGUGACCGUCUCAGCUGCUCUCACGGGCUUCACCUUCUCUGCACUCCAGAUCCUGCCAUACACGCUGGCAUCGCUCUAUCAUCAUGAAAAGCAGGUAUUUUUGCAUAAAUUCAAGAGCAAAGAGGAGGAAGAUCCAGCUCGACUGGACAAGAAAUCGGCCUUCCCUAAAAGCCUUUCCAGCCAGAAGCUGACUUACCAGAACGGACAUGCUGGGAGCCUCUACUCCUCCUCCUCCUCCUCUUCCUCCUCCUCCUCUUCCUCUCCUCCUCUGGCUGCCAGCUCAGCUCUGUGCGUCAGCUCCUCCUGCGACGUCUCGCUGAUGAUGAUGGUGGGAGAGCCGGACUCGGUGGCUCCUGGCCGAGGGAUCUGCCUGGACCUGGCCAUUUUGGACAGUGCUUUCCUUCUCUCUCAGGUUGUCCCCUCCCUCUUCAUGGGGUCCAUCGUGCAGUUUACGCAGUCGGUGACUGCCUACAUGGUGUCGGCUGCUGGCUUUGGCCUGGUGGCCAUCUACUUUGCAACCAAAGUUGUCUUUGAUAAGAGUGACAUGGCCAAGUAUUCGGUGUGAUGGGGAAUGCCCAGGGGCAGCACGCGGGUGCCUUCACGUGGUGAAACGAGCCUCGUGUUGUGUGUGCUCUCCCCACGCUGCUGCUGGGCCGCCCGGGGGGUUGCUCUAGGCCGGGGGCAGGAGGCGUGCAGCAGAGCUAAUCUCAGGUGUAAAUACGAGGCAUCGGGGCAUUGUGCUUCAGGCCAGCAGUGCUCUCCACAUGGUGCCUUUAUCAGAUGAAAGCACUGCACAGCCAGCACCAAAGGAGAUUGUACAGGGGGACAGAAUGGAAACGGACUUUUCCUUUAAUAACGGGUCACGUUUCCAUCGUGUUUCUACCUAAACUGAGCAGGAGAGGCAGUGAUAUGGGAGGGGAGGAAGAAAUCACUGGCUCUCCUGUUUCCCAGCUCUAGAUGUGUCCUCUUACCCUGCUUGUUGUAAUUUUACUCAGCUUCUUGAGUAACACUUCAAACAGGGCACUGGGAGGAGAUUUCCUUGGGAAAAGGAUGGGUGGCUGAGGUUGGGUCAUGGAGCAAAGGGGUGCGCAUGUGCACACGCGUGCUUCAGUCUCCCUUCUGACUGGGAGAAACCCUUUAGGAGAAAAGUUACUCUGCCUUGUUUGGGAAAAACAAGUGACGUUUCACUAGGACCAAUUCCAAAAGGUGACUUAUCUUUUACAUAUGUACCAAGUUUCAGCAGAUGAGAAGGACUUCUUAAUUUAUUUUUUUUUUCCUGGAUGAUUGUUUUUAGCUUCCCUUACAGUUCUCAGUAACAGAUCUCUCACUCCUCAGGGCCCGGAGCAGCCACCUGUUCUCUCCCAGUGCCUCCCAGCAGAUCUGGGCUGGUGUGCCUCUUCCACACCUGACCCCUGAAAGAUGCUGCAGUACCACAAGGGGGUUUUCAGCCCUGUAACAGUGAAGUAGAACAGACAGAGCUCUCCUGGAAGCUCUCCUAGGCUGGAGGAAGCUGCAGGGAUUGCUUGUCCACCGACAGCCAGCUGAACUGGGCAGCAGUCGCUGCUGUACUAGCUACCUCGUGUUGCUCGCUGGCUGUGUCUGUGUUCCUUCGAGGAGGUGGCCCCAAAGCAGCCUUCCAGACCAGACCCUUUCCAAACAGAAGGGCUUUUGGCUGUGCUUGCAGGCUGGCAGGAGUGUGUGUGCAGAGCACAGCUGCAUCGCGGUGCCCUGGUGAGUUAAAGCAUUGCCAGCGCUCCCAAAGCAGCUGCUGGAAACAGCAUCAUGAACACUCCAGUCCGCUGCUUUGAGAACAGGGCAAGCCUAGUUCUUGGUGUGUUGGAUGAAGGAAGGAGCAGAACAGAAACUCUCGGUGCUGUUUGUGCCUGUGGUUUGCUGAUCCAGAUUACACGUUUACUAUGUUACGCUUGUUUUGGCCUUUUUUUUUUUUUUUUAAAUUUCCAGAGGUCAAGAUCCUUACUGAGGCGCAGCAUAAACACAGUUACCUGUGAGAGUAAGGCAGAGUGCCUGCUGCACCGGGACCGAUGCUGCUGCCUUGUUUAGGUUGGGCAGCCCUCAGACUGUGAGUCAUCUGCCCUGGCAGAUGAGCAGCUGCAGCUGUGUGUGCUUCUGGCCAGCCCCAUGCCUGCUGCGAGUGGACCAGCUGCAAUAAUUAUGCAGAUAGAAGAUCUCUGCCACUUGGAGAUUCCUCAUUCACCAAGUAGGAGUCCAGGUCCUGGCCCCCAGUCAGCACUUAGGCUUUGAAAUGCACAGAGAAAAGCAUGAGCUGGGCAUUCGGAGGCUAGGCUGAGAGCAUGCAGGAGUUCGUCAGUCCUUAAUUUUGGCUGGUCUAAACAAAGUGUUUGUGAGUAAUUUUCUGUGGAGGUGUGUGGGCAGUGAGAUGCACUGGUGAGGUUCUGCUAAGGGCAAAAUGUUGCUAUUUUUGGGAGGUCGUGUCAGACCAUUCCUUGGCAUGGAAGCCAGGUUACUCCCCUGCUGUCUGCAGACGGGUCCUGAGAGAGCUUCUCCUAAGUGUUUUUAAAGUAUCUUUCCUGUAAAGGGUGACUGUUUUUGUUGUAUUUCUUCUCAAAUUAUAUGCCUACCGGCCUCCCUUUCCCACAACAAGGUCUGUGUGCUGACUUGCAGCUGUUCGGGGGAUGGAUCUGGUGGCUGCUUAACCACCUACGGAAACAGUUUUUCAUCUGCACUUCCUACCCUGGUCUCUGUCCACUUCGGGCUUCGGAAGGAAGUUUUUGAGGCAAAACAUUGCCAACGGUGGGGUGUUGCUGGGACGAGUGCUCCUAGCGAUCAGUAACCUCUGACCAAGAUUUUUCAAACCGGUCCCCACCUGAAUGCUGGAAUCUCUUGCCAUUUGCCUAAGUGCCUGUAGAGUACUUCCACACCAACCUCAGGUCUACUGGUCUGGUGAUGAAGGCCUUGAAUGCUUCAUUAGGAACAUCCCGGUGAUCCCUGAGGAAGCAGUGGGCUCAGGAGGGUGUCAGCCUUGUUUUCUAACAUCUUUGGGUUUGGAACAUGAGAGAAAAAGAUGCUGCAGUUAUUGAUCGGUGGCUGUGAGAGCCAAGCUGGGGACAGAGGGGAGCGGGGCGAGCAUCUUCUGUGAUCUGGGGCUCUUUUUGUGAACCUGUGGGCGAGGGAUGGCCGUGUCGAUGCUGGGUUUCUUUGGAGAUCGCGUACUGUCUGCGAGGCGCGGCUGUUUUAUUUAUUCAGUAGAGUAAAUAUUUUGUAUACGAUGUCAGAGGAUGGCUAUAAUAAAUUUAUAUGAAACCGAGGAAAUAAAAAGCGCUCAAACUGCC